GGGUGAACAGGAGGGGGCCAGGCUCCUGGAUGUGCGCAGCCUCAGAGCGCCACAGCUGUGCCCUCUAGUCCCAGCUCUGCGCACUUGACAGCCAGUUCGCCCGUCCGGAGCCCGGCUUAUUGGGGCAGCAUGGCAGGGUCGCCGCUGCUCUGGGGGCCGAGGGCCGGGGGCGUCGGCCUUUUGAUGCUGCUGCUCAUGGGUCUUCUGCGGCUUCCCCCAGCCCUGUCAACGAGGCCCGUAAAGGAGUCCCGCAGUCUGAGUGCAGCAUCAGUGCCCUUGGCAGAGACAGGCACUCCCCGCCGCUUGCAUCGGGCCCUGCCCCGCGGAGAGGCGGCGGGUGCAGUGCACAAGCUGGCGCAGGCGCUGGCGCACCUGCUGGAGGCCGAGAGACAGGAACGCGCUCGUGCCGAGGCACAGGAGGCGGAGGAUCAGCAGGCGCGUGUCCUGGCGCAGCUGCUGCGUGUCUGGGGCUCCCCGCGUGCCUCGGACCCACCCUUAGCCCCGGACGACGACCCGGACGCUCCUGCUGCACAGCUGGCACGUGCUCUGCUCCGCGCUCGCCUAGACCCCGCCGCCCUCGCGGCCCAGCUUGUCCCUGCUCCCUCCGCUGCGCUGCGCCCCCGGCCUCCAUUGUAUGAUGAUGGCCCCACCGGCCUGGAUGUCGAGGACACCGGAGAUGAUACUCCUGAGGUGGACCCGGAGCUGCUGAGGUGCCGGGGUCAUGGGGAGGGAGGGCGAGAUAACCAAAGCGCUGUCGUGCUGGAGCCUGAGGAAGUGAAGUCCUGGAUCCCGGUACUUGCUGGGGCGAAUCCUCACCGGAAGUUCGGAACCAGAGGCUGCUGCUGCUCCGCGCCGCCUCCGCCGAUCUGUGGACCAGGACCCGGGUCCUGAGGUGCCUCCCGAGAGUGUGCUGGGGGCGCUGCUACGCGUGAAACGCCUGGAUAACUCCUCGCCCCAGGCGCCCGCACGCCGCCUCCUGCCUCCCUGAGCGCUGCAGCAUCCUGCAAGCCCUGGAAUCCAGGAGCGCCCCAGCAACCCUGUCUUCCUGCCAGCAUGUCCACAGCCGCCUGCUAGGCAACCCUGAGAUCCCCAUCCCUUGAAUCCUCAAUAAAUGCCAUCUAUAGCA
Molecule: messenger RNA, 1126 nt
Organism: Microtus oregoni (creeping vole)
Lineage: Eukaryota; Metazoa; Chordata; Mammalia; Rodentia; Cricetidae
Gene: Pcsk1n
Product: proprotein convertase subtilisin/kexin type 1 inhibitor
Exons: 3
Coding region: 130-891 (253 amino acids)
Biological process (GO): negative regulation of endopeptidase activity
Molecular function (GO): endopeptidase inhibitor activity
Source: RefSeq, a predicted model, not a curated record